GGCAGAGGGAAGCCUCCACAGCAACACCGGCUCCCGAACAGCCACGCUCACCCGUCCCAGGAAGCUGGAUCCAGGCCGACCCAGGGAACUGUAGCCGGGAAAGCCUGUUUGCUCUCCUGGGUUGGUUCUGAGCGACGGGACUGGACCCCGCCGUCCACUGGAGAACCCCUCCGGGACCAGAGAGAGACACAGAGAGACAGAGAGAACGCAGUGAGGGCCCGACCGACUCUCGCCCGCUUGCCUAUCGGUGGAAUCGGUCUCCAACCCCGACGACCCAACGGACACUUCUCCCCGCUGUACACCGGACCCGAUGGAGCUGGACCGCCUGAACCCCAGCAGUGGGCUGCACCCCAGCAGUGGGCUGCACCCCUAUCCUGGCCUGAGGGGGGGCGCGACCGCCAAGCCCAAUGUCAUCUUGCAGAUCGGGAAGUGCCGGGCAGAGAUGCUGGAACACGUGCGCAAGACCCACCGGCACCUGCUGACCGAGGUGUCCCGCCAAGUGGAGCGGGAGCUGAAGGGCCUGCACAAGUCCGUGGGCAAGCUGGAGAGUAACCUGGAUGGCUACGUGCCCUCCUCGGACUCCCAGCGCUGGAAGAAGUCCAUCAAGGCCUGCCUGUCUCGCUGCCAGGAGACGAUCGCCCACCUGGAGCGCUGGGUCAAACGGGAGAUGAACGUCUGGAGGGAGGUCUUCUACCGGCUGGAGCGCUGGGCGGACCGCCUGGAGGCCAUGGGGGGCAAGUACCCUGCGGGCGAACAGGCCCGGAGGACGGUGUCGGUGGGCGUGGGUGGCCCCGAGACCUGCUGCCCAGGGGAUGAGAGUUACGACUGUCCCAUCAGUCCCUACGCUGUCCCCCCCUCCACCGGAGAGUCCCCAGAGAGCCUGGACCAGGGCGACCAGCACUACCAGCAAUGGUUCGCCCUACCCGAGGAGUCGCCGGUCAGUCCAGGGGUGGACACUCAGAUCUUCGAGGAUCCCCGCGAAUUCCUGCGUCACCUGGAGAAGUACCUGAAGCAGGUGGGCGGCACGGAGGAGGACUGGCUGUCCCAGAUCCAGAACCACAUGAAUGGGCCGGCCAAGAAAUGGUGGGAGUACAAGCAGGGCUCCGUGAAGAACUGGCUGGAGUUCAAGAAGGAGUUCCUGCAGUACAGCGAGGGCACGUUGACCCGAGACGCCCUCAAGCGCGAGUUGGACCUGCCCCAGAAGCAGGGCGAGCCCCUGGACCAGUUCCUCUGGCGAAAGCGGGACCUGUACCAGACCCUGUACGUAGACGCCGACGAGGAAGAGAUCAUCCAGUACGUAGUCGGGACGCUGCAGCCCAAGCUCAAGCGCUUCCUCCACCACCCUCUGCCCAAGACGUUGGAGCAGCUGAUCCAGAGGGGCCAGGAAGUCCAGAAUGGGCUGGAGCCAACCGACGACCCGGCCGGACAGAGGACCCAGUCUGAAGACAACGACGAGUCGCUGACCCCGGCCGUCACCAACGAGUCAACUGCCAGCGAAGGGACCCUGCCCGAGUAGAGGCCGCUCCUUUGCGCCACCCCCCGUGCCGCCCCUGUGCCCACCGCGGCCUGGCCUUUCCGGCGGGGUCUCCGUGGGGACGUCUCUCUCCUGCCUGGAGAGAGUAGGGACCCAUGGGGGGAGAGGGGAGGAGCCGUGGCCUGUGUGUCUCCACCCUCUCCCUCCUCUCUGGCCACGGGGAAUUGGACUCCACUUCCGGAUGGACAGAUGGAGAAUGAUAACCUCAGGGGCUCGCCCUGACUCUCCCAACUGCAGGCACAGCAUUCAAGACCCCUUUUGCUGAGUCUGCCGCCCUGUCUCCAGUCCCAUCAGCGUCUUCCCUGCAGCCUCCCAGCCGCUUCUCGGGGUCACCCCGACCCAAGGCACAAUUGGCCACUCCUGACCCCCUUACCAUUCCCACUACGCCACCCUUCUCCUCCUGCUCCUCCUCCUCCUCUGCACUGAAGAAGCCAGAAGAGCCCGACGUGCAUGGCUCCCCGGACAAUAUGAGCCCAGACGUGACCUGGUCUUGACCCUUCGGCCAUGCACUCCAGAAGACAUCCUGUCCAAACCCCACUCAGAAGGGAAUUUAGGGGAAGCCUGGCCCCAAGCCUCUCCUGACAGCCCCCUCUGGGAUGCAGCCACAGUGUGCUGGUCUCCCCAAGACACUCCCUGCCCAGUGAUCACAGCAGCAGAGGCAACAGAUGGUGCCCAGUGGUGGCUUCAGCGUCUCCCAAGAGCUAGAAGGGUGCGGUGACUCAGCCAGUGCCGGUAGUCUAGAGCCGAUGAUUCAGGUGGAGCAGAGCUCGGAGAGUGGGAGCCCAGAUCCAGGAUGCCGCCCGGAAUCUGCGAUGGGCGUCCUGGGGCAGCCACCACGUGGCCUGGCCAGUGAGAGCGUCCAGGUACUCACAUCCCACCAACCUUGUGCUGCUGUAUGAGAGAGAAAAUGCCACGGGAAGGCAGAGUCUGAGUCAGCAGAGCUCCAUGCCCCAGAGAGGAGGAGGAGGAGGAGAAAGAGAGCUGGGCAGCUGCUUCCCCAGACACGUGAAGCUGAAGCCAGGCAGAGGAGACCAGCGAAGAACAGAACAGUCAAGACCCGGCAGGGAUGGGGAGACACAAGCUGCCCUAAAUCCCCUCCCCCUGGCGGAGAGGGUCCCUGGAGAAGAUCGGCAAGAUGCUUUUUGAUCACAGCCAGUUCCUGAGGGAGUCUGCUGUCCAAAGACUCCCUGCUCUUUCGCAGAGUGCAAGGGGGGCUGGGUUGGGGAGGGAGAGUGCCCUGUCUUCCCCACGUUGCCACCUGCUGCUCUCGAGUUCCUCACCGGGCUGCGUAGGCCUGGGGAGCAUAGGGCACAACUGAGUCCGGGGUCCCUACAUCCUGACUGCCCCAACCUUGACAGUGGCCGGAUGCCUGCCCCAAACCAAUUAGUCUGAGUUCUCUCCACCCACCCACCCUUCCGCUCUGCCCGUCACUUGCGACGGUAGGUCGGUGAACUACACAAUGGCCCAUCCCCCCGCUACGGGACCGAUUCGGCAAGUGGCAGGUCCUUGUCCUUUCCCAGACUGUAGACCUUCUACCCUCCUGCUGCACCAUGUAGCUGGAAUGCCCACCCCGAGCCUGCUGAAGCUGCUUUGAUACAUACACCUUUAUUUUUUCAUAACUAGAACUGAUCCAUCAGCCCGGUUGGGCUACCAGCCUGGGCCCGGGGCUCAAUUGGCCCCAGGCUCGCUGGGCCCUGGGUUCGCUUGGCCUUGCUUCAUGCCAAAGCUGUUUGCUCACUGCUGCCAGGUGACCUUUAAGUCCCAAGGGCCACAGAGCGGACGUGUCGGAGUCGGGGUCACGGGCACUGUCGAGCUGCUGAAUCCCGUCCGGGGCCAGGGGUCAGGUGCUGGUCACAAUCCAUCGCAGCAGGGAAAUUGUCUUUUGUAAGAUUUCUUUAAUAAAGCCUUGAGAGGAUCUCUAU
Molecule: messenger RNA, 3456 nt
Organism: Ornithorhynchus anatinus (platypus)
Lineage: Eukaryota; Metazoa; Chordata; Mammalia; Monotremata; Ornithorhynchidae
Gene: ARC
Product: activity regulated cytoskeleton associated protein
Exons: 3
Coding region: 311-1516 (401 amino acids)
Biological process (GO): modulation of chemical synaptic transmission; positive regulation of AMPA receptor activity
Molecular function (GO): mRNA binding
Source: RefSeq, a predicted model, not a curated record